CCGCGCAGCGGCGCGCCGCGCCGCGGCCAGUGCCAGCCAAGCACGCAGUCGAGUCAGUCAGUCAGUCGGCCGGCCGCCCUGCCACGCUCCGGGAUCCCACGCCGGACCGCCUGGUUCGCUAGCGCGCAGCUCGCCUUCAGGUGGAAUCACUUGGUCCCGCUGAAUCAUGGGUUCGACGUCCGGAAAGUGCAGUAGUGCAUUACGACUGGCUGGAAAGACAGCUCUGGUAACGGGAUGCAAUACUGGCAUCGGACUAUGUACUGUGGAGGAUUUUGUUCGUAGAGGUGCGCGCGUGGUGAUGGCGUGCCGCGACGUGGAGAAGGCGCAGCGCGCGGCGGAGGACGUGCGCACGCGCACGGCCGACGUGGAGGGCGUGGGCAGCGUGCGCGUGGUGCAGCUGGACCUGGCGUCGCUGGCGUCGGUGCGCGCGUGCGCCAAGCUGCUGCUCGACUCCGAGCCACACAUCAACCUGCUCGUCAACAACGCAGGCGUGAUGAUGUGUCCCGAGCUCCGCACGGAGGACGGCUUCGAGAUGCAGCUGGGCACCAACCACCUGGGCCACUUCCUGUUCACCUGCCUCCUGCUGCCCCGCAUACGCGCGUCGGCGCCCGCGCGCAUCGUCAACGUCUCAUCGGACGCGUACAAGUGGGGUGAUAUUAACUUCGAGAAUCUAAACUGGGAGAAGAAUUAUAAUGCUCGUGUUGCAUAUGGACAGAGCAAAUUGGCCAAUAUUCUUUUUACACAAGAAUUAACAAAACGCCUAGAAGCCGCUGGUGUUACCGGUGUCACUACGUACAGUUUACAUCCUGGAGUUGUAGCUACAGAACUGGGUCGCCACUUGGAUACCACAUACUUCAAAGGUCUACGGUGGUUCUUUCGCACUUUUGGAAAGUUAUUUAUUAUAACUCCUGAACAGGGGGCUCAGACAAGUAUUUACUGCUCAGUUUCUGAAGAUGUAGCUAAUGAAUCAGGUCACUUUUACCGUAACUGCAAAAAAGCAUCGCUUUCUUCAAAAGCACAGAAUCCUGAAAAAGCAGCAAAACUUUGGGAGGAAAGUGCAAAGCUAGUUAAUUUGGGCAACUGGGAUCCUUUCACUGCCCAAGAGGUACCUGAAAGUGCCCUUUCAGUUCCGCCGAAAGAUAACUAGUAGUGUUAAAUGAAUGUGCCUUUUACAUUUUUUAAAUAUUUUAUCAGUGCAAAUGUAUUUUUCACUGCAAUUUAUUUAAGAAUGAUACUUGAUGUUAUUUAUAAGCCUGUGAUAAAUUUUACAGAAACAUUACACCCAAUUUUUCCAUGUACUUCUUCACUAAAGAAUGAUUGUUAAGUGGAAUAACUUGAGUUUAGACAUCAAAGCUAACUAAAUGUUAAUGAUGUUUUCUUGAUAUUCUUUAAAACCUUGUUGAAGUCGCAGUUUAUGUGAUUGAGUUAUUAAUUACACAAUAAUUUCAAAUCCGCGAUCCUUCGAUCUCAGAUCGCCACAACAUUAAUGCCUCGGCUAAUCUCGGCUAUGCGAAUCAACUGUCAAUUAGUAGUGUAUACUAAUCUAUCAAGAGACUGGAAUAUUUUUUUCCUUUCAUUUUUUUUCUAAAAACGAUGUUUUAAAUUUCUUCUUCACACACAUAGACACUUAAAUAAUACAAAAUAUAUCAUAAAAUGGAAAGAAAUUAGUUUUUAAUAUCACUUUUUAUAGACUUUUUUUCAUUUAAGAGUUAUUUCAAAAAUGUUCAGAAGCCUUCUUUGUGCUCAUGAACUUUUUCAUACCUUGUGCAUAUGCUUUAUAUCAGGAAUCUUUUAAAUACUGUUUCUUCAAAAAAUUAUAUAAGAUCCUUUUGGAAUUUUCUUUGGGUAUGUAUGAACUUUGUGUAUGUUUCCAAAACACAAGUGUAUGUGUUGGAAAUGUUUCAAAAAUGCAAAUGCAUAUUUAUUAUAUUGUCAUGAAGAUCAAUGUGUUCUAUGAUAAAGUUAUAGAAACAAGCACAUUCCAGAAUAUGCCCAGUUUACAAUUAUCCAUUCACAGAAAACAUUCAUUAGAUACUAAAUAUUUCAUUAAUUAAUGUUCCUAAGAUAAUGUGUGUUAACUUUGGUUCUAGGCCACACCUCAAAUAAUUUGAGGGAAAAACUUCUGUAAUUUACGUGAGAACACUAAGAAAUAUGUCAAUGUAUUUUUUUAUUUUUAUAGUUAUAUCAAUAGAUACAUGCUUUUUUUGGAAAUAAAUGUAUUUUCUUUUCAAGACACAUGGUAA
This is a messenger RNA of Gryllus bimaculatus (two-spotted cricket), 2243 nucleotides long. The record is from the annotation of a GenBank genome assembly. Lineage: Eukaryota; Metazoa; Arthropoda; Insecta; Orthoptera; Gryllidae.